AUGGAAGGCGACGUCGUUUCCAUGGAUACCAGUCAGGCUGCUGCCCUGGGUCCUGAGGGAAAGGGCCUGCCGGUGAGUGGAGAGGCCCUGAUGCAAGGGACGGCGAUGGCGCCACAGGGGGAGGUGGCCGGUAACAUGGAGAUGAUGGUGAUGGAUGCUCUUGAUCCAACUUUGCUGCAAAUGAAGACAGAGGUGUUAGAGGGCGGCAGCACGAUUGUUACUGGUGGAGAUGAGGGUCAGAUCAUCACACUCCAGGUGGUGAAUAUGGAAGAGCAGGCAGGUGCUGCAUUAGGCCUGGGUCAGCUUCAGCUGGUGCAGGUACCUGUCACAACAGCAACUGUGGAGGGACUCCAGGCCACUUAUGUUGAUGGAUCAGGUAACAAGGAUGCCGAGCCAGUGAUCUGUCACACUCUUCCUCUGCCCGAAGGCUUCCAGGUGGUGAAGGUGGGAGCCAAUGGUGAAGUGGAGACUGUGGAGCAGGAGGAGCUCCAGGCAGCUCAUGAGGAGCUUCAGGGAACAAGAGCAGAUGUGGACGAGGACGAAGAAGAGCCAGCUGAAGUAGAACCCCCCGAGCCUCAACAAGAAGACCCAGAAUGGUCUAAGGAUCCAGACUACCAACCCAUCACCGCUGUCCGUAAAGGAAAGAAGGGAAAGAAGAGUCGUCUGCGAUAUGCAGGGGGAGAUCGUGACAUGGAUGUCUCAGUGUAUGACUUUGAAGAAGAGCAGCAGGAGGGGCUGCUCUCAGAGGUGAAUGCUGAGAAGGUUGUGGGCAACAUGAAGCCACCAAAGCCCACCAAGAUCAAGAAAAAAGGUGUGAAGAAGACCUUCCAGUGUGAGCUGUGUAGCUACACCUGCCCAAGGCGCUCCAACUUGGACCGACACAUGAAGAGCCACACCGAUGAGAGGCCACACAAAUGCCACUUGUGUGGAAGAGCCUUCAGGACAGUCACGCUGCUGAGAAACCACCUGAACACACACACAGGUACUCGGCCACAUAAAUGCACAGAUUGUGACAUGGCAUUUGUGACCAGUGGUGAGUUGGUGCGUCACCGUCGCUACAAACACACACAUGAGAAGCCCUUCAAGUGCUCUAUGUGUGAUUAUUCCAGUGUGGAGGUGAGCAAAUUAAAAAGGCACAUUCGCUCACAUACUGGGGAGCGACCCUUCCAGUGCAGCCUGUGCAGCUAUGCCAGCAGAGAUACUUACAAGCUGAAGAGACACAUGAGGACACAUUCAGGUGAGAAGCCAUACGAGUGCUACAUCUGCCACGCUCGUUUCACACAGAGCGGCACCAUGAAGAUGCACAUCCUGCAGAAACACACAGAGAACGUGGCCAAGUUCCACUGCCCACACUGUGAUACUGUCAUUGCACGCAAGAGUGACCUUGGCGUUCACUUGAGGAAGCAGCACUCUUUCAUUGAGACCGGAAAGAAGUGUCGUUACUGUGAUGCUGUGUUUCAUGAGCGCUAUGCUCUCAUCCAGCACCAGAAAACUCACAAGAAUGAAAAACGUUUCAAGUGUGACCAGUGUGACUACUGCUGCAGACAGGAACGACACAUGAUCAUGCACAAGCGCACACACACAGGGGAGAAGCCAUUUGCUUGUAGCCAGUGUGAGAAAACCUUCCGGCAGAAGCAGCUUCUGGACAUGCACUUCAAGCGCUACCAUGAUCCCAACUUUAUCCCCACUGCCUUUGUCUGCAGCAAGUGCAGCAAGACAUUCACCCGCAGGAACACCAUGCUGCGUCACGCUGACAACUGCACAGGUGAUGCUACUGGAGAUGAAAAUGGAACUCCAUCACCCAAAAAGAGCCGCCGUGGCAGAAAGAGGAAGAUGCAGACUAGGAGGGACGAUGAUGAUGAUGACGACGACGAUGACACCGAGGGUGACCUGGAAGAAGCAGAAGAGGAGGACGACGACCUGCUGGCUGAGAUUGAGGUGGAGCAGGCCCCACCAGUUGUCCCUAUUCCAGCCCCUGUGGAGCCACCAGUCAAGAGGAAACGUGGUAGACCUCCAAAGAACAAGCCUAACAUGACUGCCAUCAUUCGUGUGGAGGAUGAAGUUACUGGAGAGGUGGAUGACAUCAUUGUAAAAAAGGAGGUGGGUGCCGAACAGGACGACCACGAGGAGGUGGUAGUUGGUGCAGGAGACGCAACCAUUCGGAUGGAGGAGUUGUCCCAGGAGGAGGGAACAGCGCAGGAGGAACAGCUUUCUGGGGCCCCACCUAAUGGAGACUUGACUCCUGAGAUGAUCCUCAGCAUGAUGGACCGGUGAUGGACGUGAGGGUCAAACCUGAUAAAUACAUACAGACCCAUGAUCACAUCUUAUUAAUUCUUGACAGUUAGGAUUAUGAACACUUGCGCACCCCAUUCAGAAACAAAGUUCACUGUUGUAAUUUAAGAUUUGAUUGUUAAUCAUGUAAUGAUGACUUGGAUGGGUGAGAACAAUUUUUAAAAAGGAUUUAACUACCAAAAAAGACAUUUAAUACAUUUACGUUUGAAGUGGCUGUAAUUGAUCGCAGUGUUUUCUUUUUUUGGUUAUACCCUUUAUGUUAAACUGGCAUAAAACUCUACAUUUACUGAAAUCCCAAACUAUGUUCUCCAGGUUGACUGUAGAUUCUUUUUGUUCCUGUCACUUUCUGACCCCACUUUUUAUUUUUAGUAUAAAUCUGGCAAAAAACAUUUAUUCUAAGGUGAAAAGUCACUUUCACAAUAUAGAAGUGUCAUUACCCUCAAUUACAGCCACUUCAAGAAAGAUGAAAUUUUUAUUUUUUUGUUUAUUUUUCUGUGGUCAGUAAAACCCUUUUUAAGCCUACUCUAGUUUUUAAAGCUUAAUAGACUGCUUAUAUUAUGCUCCCUUCUUGCUACUGUAACACCCCUAGAUGAUGUGUGUGUGUGUGUAAGGAAAGAGUGCAGGUUUAGGUUUUGUUUCUUUUUAACUCCCUUGUGUAGCCAUUCCACUUUGGGUUGAUGUUUUCCUUUUUUACCAUUGGCAGUGCAAUGCUACAUAGCAGCUUGAAUGACAUUUUAACUGUGUGGCAGACAAGAACAGAUGUUUGACUGUACAACCAAUAAAAAAAAACAAAAAAGUA
Molecule: messenger RNA, 3091 nt
Organism: Betta splendens (Siamese fighting fish)
Lineage: Eukaryota; Metazoa; Chordata; Actinopteri; Anabantiformes; Osphronemidae
Product: transcriptional repressor CTCF-like
Exons: 12
Coding region: 1-2274 (757 amino acids)
Source: RefSeq, a predicted model, not a curated record